UUUUUAUUUAUUUUUUUUUUAUACUUUUAUCUCCCCUUAUCCCUUUUCUUUUUGCUCUUUUUUUCGAAAGCAAAUCGAUCGAUUUAUUCAUCCAACUUUGUGGUCUGAUCGUUUCCCUUCGCGUAACGUCACGUAAAUGCAAAUGUUCGUAAGGUACAAUUUAUACGUCUUGUAUGUACUAAAGUAUCGAGAAGAAAGCGGGAAAUUCAAUUUUCAUCAGGACGAAUACGUGUGCGGCGAGAAGGAGGAAGGACAUUGAAAAUAAGACCUGUGGAAAUUUAAUUAUCCGUCGACAGCAGUGAGAUUCGUGAUAUCUUCUUUCUUUCUUUCUUUCUUUCUUUCUUUUUUUCUUUUUUUUCCUUUUCUUGUUUUUUUUUUUUUUUUUCUUUGGCUUCUUUCUUACGUCCACCAAGAAGUUUUGCGUUUAAAGAAGAGGACAACCCCACGUGUGAGAAAUAUCCAUCUGUCUUUGAAGAUAAAUCUGCCGUUAUCAUCGCACGAGUAAAUAACCUCGGUGAUUAUGGCGCAAACUUAUAAUCAGAAGAAGAACGUUUAUAGCAUCGAUCAAAUUUUGGGCCACGGCAAGGACGAAGAUCAUGCAACAUCGUCCGACACCGUCGGCGAUAAUGGCGACACCGAGCUGGGACAUUUAAGCGAUCAUCAAAUGAGCGACGGUCUUCACGAUUCCUUGAAUCUCGGUGAGUCCGACAGGCCACGAAAGGUUCGUAGGUCAAGGACAACCUUUACUACUUAUCAGCUGCACGAGCUUGAAAAUGCCUUUGGGAAGACGCAAUAUCCGGAUGUUUUCACUAGAGAGGAACUGGCGAUGCGUUUGGAUCUAUCCGAAGCCAGAGUUCAGGUAUGGUUUCAAAAUCGUCGAGCUAAAUGGCGUAAGAAGGAAAAAGCUCUCGGAAGGGAUACAAGCUUUAUGCACGUCGAGCAAGGGGGUGUGAACGAGCUGUCCCUACACGCACGUCUACUCCAAUCGGCCGGUGGUGUACCAGGUGCGGAUCCAUCGGGUCCACCGAGUGGCGCCUUUCCGUGGUUCAUACCACCGGUUUUCCCACCCCCGUGGCCAGCAAGCGCACCAAAAUUACCACCGUUGCACGCGAUUCUUUCGCAAUAUAUAGGUCUACCAUUACCGCAGAAUUUGGCGUCUUUAAGCACAGUAUUACCUGUAGGUUUAAAUCCAGGAGCUUCUUCUCUCAAUCAUAGCAACGUCAAUGGUCAUACAUUGGGGAAUCAUUUGCACGGACAUCCAUUGAAUCUUGGUGUUCAAAAUUUACCCCAAAAUUUAAGCUCGAAACACGAGAAGGAGGAUGACUCGGCGUCGUCUGACGAUGAAAUCAGAAGACAAAGCGCGGAGGUACUCAGAGUGAAGGCUGAAGAAGUAUUACGUAAGGCAGAUAAUUAAUAAACGAAUUAGAAUGAUUUUUUCUUUUUUUUUUUCUCUUGAUGGUUAUCGCUCGAUGGCUGGGAAUAUGAAAAAAAAAAAAAA
Molecule: messenger RNA, 1498 nt
Organism: Vespa mandarinia (Asian giant hornet)
Lineage: Eukaryota; Metazoa; Arthropoda; Insecta; Hymenoptera; Vespidae
Gene: hbn
Product: aristaless related homeobox homeobrain
Biological process (GO): regulation of transcription by RNA polymerase II
Molecular function (GO): DNA-binding transcription factor activity, RNA polymerase II-specific; RNA polymerase II transcription regulatory region sequence-specific DNA binding
Source: RefSeq, a predicted model, not a curated record